AUGUCAGAUAGUAAAAAGAAUUACAACGAAUCUAAUGUACGAUAUAAAGUGAAAUAUUCAGGAAAAAUAUUUGGUAAUAAUAUGAAAAAAUUAAAUGAAAAUAAUAAUCAUGAUUUUACAACUGCUGAAGCAGCAUGGAUGGAAAAGAAAAAGAAAUUAUAUAAAGAUACAAAUAAUCAACCUUUAUGGGAUUUUCGAAAAAUUCAAAUAAAUCCAACAGAAACUGAUGAAUUAAUUAGUUUUCCAUCAAAUAAAAUAUCCUCAAAAAAUUACGGAAAAUAUUCAUUUAUAUUUAAAGGAUUAUAUGAACAAUUUUUGAGAUUACCAAAUAUAUGGUUUUUAUUAAUUUCCUUAUUAGAAUUUAUCCCACAAUAUCAAAAUCUGAGUAAUUAUAUGUAUUAUUCCAAACAUUCUUCUUUUUUCUUACUUCUGUUCUUUAUAUGUGUGUCUAUUAUAAAAAAUAUAUAUGAAGAUUCUAGAAGAUCUAAUAUAGAUUAUCAAAUAAAUAAUAGAUUAUGCCAUAUGCUGGAUGGACCAAACUCCCAAUUAAAAGCUGUAAGAUGGAUGGAAUUAUCAGUUGGUAGUAUAAUUAGAUUAAUAGAAAAUGAACAAGUUCCUGCAGAUAUUCUUUUAUUAAGUUGUAAUAAUUCAGAAGGAGUUGUAUAUAUUGAAACUUCAUUACUUAAUGGAGAAACUAAUUUAAAUAAAAAAUAUUGUGUAAAUGAAACAAGAAAUGAAACAUCUAUAUAUGCAAUAAGUAAUAUUAGAGGUAGAAUAGUUUGUGAGAAACCUAAUAGUAAUAUGGAAUCAUUUAAUGGAUCUUUAAAAUUAGAUGCACAUCCUCGUGCCACUUCAUUAUCUAUUAACAAUGUUAUAUUUAAAGGUUCUCAUAUUAAAAAUACUGAAUAUAUAUUUGGUGUUAUAUUAUAUACAGGUAAUGAUACCAAAAUUAUGAAAAAUAUAUCUAAUAAUAAACACAAAUUAGGAUAUGUAAACAAAGAAUUAAAUUCUUAUACUAUUAUCGGUUUAAUCUUUACAUUCAUAUGUGUAUUUAUAUCUGUUUUAUUUAAAUGGACUGAAGAUGAUAAAUUUAGAAAUGGUUCUCAUUUUUUUUUAAUUACUGUUAAAGAUAAUAUAUGUGAAUCUAUAGUUAAAUACACAUUAUUAUAUUCUAAUAUUAUACCUAUUAGUAUAUUAAUAUCAGUAGAUUUAAUUUCUAUAUUACAAAGCAUUCUUAUUGAAAAUGAUAAUCAUAUAAGUACAUUCGAAAAUUAUGAAACAUCAGAACCAUCUACUAUUGAUGAUAUGGAUAAUGAAUUAGGUGAUUUUAAAAUGGAUAAAUCUCAUACGUUUUUUAAAAAAUAUACUUAUUUUUUAAAUAACCGUAGUAAAAAUUUUACUAACAAUAGAUAUUCCUCUACAAAUACUGAACGCGCAUCUGAUUUUAGAAGAAGCUUUUUUGGUACUUUUGAUAAAUUAAAAACUAUAAAAAGAUAUUUUUAUAGUAUUAAAAGUAAAAUUAAAUCUAUAUCACAGUCAAAUACUCUUUAUAAUAAAAGUUCGGCAGGCGGUAGUAUUAUACGUUCAGAUAAAAAUAAACAAACUACAUUUUCAAAAUCGUCUAUAGAUAUUUUUCAGAGAACAAAUAAUAAUGGGCAUUCCCAAACGUUGGAUCAUAAUAAUAAUAAUAAUAAUAAUAAUAACAAUAUUUGUAAAGAAAAAUAUCAAAAUGUAAAUAAUUCAAAAAAUGUUUAUGUCUCUGAAGAUUCAUCAAAUAAUAAAUAUAAACAGAACGAUUAUCUACAGAAAAGUCAAGAACAAACUGAGAUUCAUUCCAUAAAUAAUAAUAAUUAUUAUAAUAAUAAAAAUGACAAUAAAUUGCAAAGCGAAUUUAGUAAUCAUAAUUAUAGAAUCAAUGCAUAUAAAAGUAAUAGAACUACAAAAGAUGAUACAUAUAAUAAUAAACAUAUAUCAUUAAAUAGUAGAAGUAAAUCUAAUCAAAAAGGAAUAUUAAUAAAUAGUAAUGAAAUAAAUCGAAAGAAAAAAAAAAAUCUUCUCCAAAAAAUUUUUCCCUUUUUCAAAAAAAAAAGAACAAACAUUUCAGAAGAUUUAUCUAAAAAUGUUUUUAGAAGAAGUAAACAAUUAAAUAUAAAUCAUAACAAUAGUGAAAAAUAUAACCUAAAUGAUUAUGAUGAAUAUGGAUGGGGAUUAUGUUUAAAUUCAAAUAUGCAUGGAGAUCUAGGAAAUGUAGAUUUUAUAUUUACAGAUAAAACAGGAACUUUAACAAACAAUAAUAUGACAUUUAAUAUGUGUUCUAUAGCAGGAAAGACAUAUGGAUCCAAAUGUAAAAAUAAAAAAAAAAUAUAUAAUAACGCUAAAUCUAAUAAUGAUAAUAAACUUAAUUCUUAUGAUAAAAAUAUAUUUAAGAAGAAGUUUUCUUCUGAAGCAUCUAUAAAGAAAAUUUCUUUUGUUAGGGAUUUUUCAAAUAAUGUGAGUUCAAAAAAUGAUCUAACACUUGAUGAUCCAACAGAAUUAAUUUCUGACGAAGGGAAUAAUUACCUUAGAGAUAAGUAUGAACAUACAUCUGAUAAAAAAAUGAAUACCAACAAAAACAGAGACAGUGUAAAUAACAACAACAAUAACAAUAAUAAGGAUGUCAAUAACAAUAAAAAUAAAAAUAAUAAUAAUUAUAAUAGUAAUAAUGAUUAUAUUAAACAAAAUGGGGAAUGUAAUAUAUAUAAUAACCAGAACAAUACAAAUAAUACACAUAAUAAUAAUAUAUAUUAUGAUGAAUAUAAUAAUACAAAUGAAGGGAAUAUGAAAAAUAGUAAUGUAAAUAAAGAUACCAAUUCUAAAUAUAAUAAAAAGGAUUUUAUAAUCAACACAUCAGAUAUAAUAAAUAAUAAUAAUGACCAAAAAAUAAAUAAUAUAAAGUACAAAUAUAGCUCUUCAUGGAAUAGCAAAGCAAAAAAAUCUAGUUAUAUUAAUUUGAAUUCAUAUAAUAAAUAUCAGUCCUUUCAAAAUUCGUCUAUUUUAUCAUCUUCUUUAUCAUCUACAUGUUCAUCAGAAACUGACGAUGAAAAUGUAUCACAAUUAAUGUAUUAUAGUUCUUCAAAUUAUGAUAACUUAGAUAUAAAUAAUGAUAUGGAUAGUACUAAAACCUAUUCUCAUUAUACAGAACAAAAUUAUUAUAAUAGUGUAAAAGAUGAUAAAGAUGAUAAAGAUGAUAAAGAUGAAAAAGAUGAACACCAAAAACACAAACAAAAAAAAACAAACAAACAAACAAAAAAUAUACAACAAAAUCAAAGUGAUCAAUGGGAAGAUAAUAGAUAUACACAAGAAUCAAUAAAGAACCAAUAUUUUUUUGAUAGAAAUUAUCAAACUUUUUUGAUGAAACAAAAUUUCCCAAGACCAAAAAGUUUUAGAUUAAAUAUGAAUUCCAGUUCUGUUAAAGGAAGAUGUGAUUUUAAUGAUACAAAAAUAUAUAACGAUUUAAAUUCUCAAAGUUGGAGAGGAUACUAUAUUGAUGAAUUUUUUAAAUGUAUGACGUUAUGUCAUGCUGUAACACCAUUUAUACAAUUUGAUUAUAUAAGAAAUAAACAUUUAACAUAUACAAAUUCUAGAAGUUCUAAAGGAAUUUCUAAUAAUAUGGACAGAUAUAAUAUUAACACCACCACCAACAACAACAACAACAAUAAUAAUAAUAAUAAUAUUAAUAAUAAUAAUAAUAAUAAUAAUAAUAAUAAUAAUAAUAAUAAUAAUAAUAAACAGUUUUCUUGUGAUUAUACGAAAAAUAGAAAUGAUAUAAUUUUCGAAACAUCCACAGAUUAUUACGCUAACCAAGAUAAUGCGAAAAGAAAAAGAGAAAAAACACUUUUUGAUAAUGUAAGCCAUUGUGGAGAAAUUCAAGAAUAUAGCGAUAACAAAAAAUAUAGAAUGAAAAGAAGCCAAACGUGCAGUAAUAAUAGAAAAAUAUUUUCUAAUCAAAGAAGCUUAUACGAUUAUAGACAUAUGAAUAAUACCUUUAAAAAUAAAAAUAGCUAUUUAAGAAAUAAACUAAAAUCAAAAAUAUUCCUUGAUAAAAGUUAUAGAAAGAGAAAAAAAAGUUCUGGAACUUAUAAAGGAUCAGAUAUAUAUAAAGGACUUGAAAAAAAAGAAACAAGCAGAUGGAAAAGGUUUCUACAUAUGAAAGGGAGUAACAAUAGAAAUUUAUUCUCAAGGAUAAAAGAUUUUAAAUCUAAUAGUAUAAUCUAUAAUAACCAAGACAAAACUAAUGAUUACAAGAACGGUUAUUUUAAUAAUAUUCAUAAUGAUAAUAAUAUUCAUAAUAAUAAUAAUAAUUAUUAUUAUACCAAUGAAAAAAUUAAUAGAUCUUUUAAUAAAAGACAUAGUGCUGUUUCAUUUAAGCAAAUAUCUAAAGAAAAAUUAAUUCCUAUAAAUAAUGUUUUAAGUAAUAGAUGUGAUGUAGAAAGUUAUCCUAACGAAGAGUUGUCUUUUAGUAAAAAGAAAAAAAAAAAUUCAGAAAUUGUAUCAUUUGCAAGUGGAAAGAGUGAUAUAGGAUUUGAAGAAAGAACAGAUGCAGGAAUAGCAGGAAAAAAUAUGGAACUCUCUUAUAAUGAAUUAGAAAAAUAUAAAUACGUAAAACAUAUAGAUAGUAAUAAUAAAUAUAUUAAUAAUAAUAAUAACAGUAUACACAUGAGCCAUAUGAGUAGUAAUAAUAACAACUUUGAAUCACAUAUAUAUUUGGAUGCUAUAAAAUAUCAAUCGAGUUCAUUAGAUGAAGAAUGCCUAAUAUAUAGUUCCAGUUUUUUAGGAUAUAGAUUAGUAUUAAGAAAUAAAAAUACCAUGUGUAUUGAGAUUGAUGGUUCAUUUAAUAAAUGGUCCAUUAUAGGGAUCAAUGAAUUUACAAAUAGAAGAGGGAAAAUGUCUAUUGUUGUAAAACCUGACUCAAUGGAAUCUGGAUCUAUAUUAUAUGUAAAAGGUUCGGAUUCAUCUAUUUUAUCCUUACUAAAUUUAAAAUAUAGUAAAUUUUUGGAUAAAAAAUACUCAAGAAAGAGAAGAAAUAAAAAUAUGCAGAAAUAUAAACAAAAACGGGAAGAAUAUAAUGAAUUAAAAAGUAAAGAUAUUAAUAUAGAAGAAUUCCAAAAAAGUAAAUCCCUGAGUUUGAAAAAUUUUAAGAAUAAUACACCGAAGGUUUUAUUUGGUGAAUGUACUCUGGAUAAUAAUAAUAACAAUAUCAAUAAAAAUGAUAAAAAUGAUAAAAAUGAUAAACAUAAUAAUAAUAAUAGUAAUAAUAAUAAUAGUAAUUAUUCCUAUAAUUAUCAUUAUGAUUCUAAUAAUUUAGAUGCAAUGGAAAAUCAAAAGUAUUCCUAUGCAUAUGAAGACAAAGAAGAUUGUUAUUAUACAAAUAAUGGCGAAUGUAAUAAAUAUAAAGAACGUUAUAGAAGAUUAGAAAAACAAUUACGUAAAUUUUCUGUGAAAGGAUUAAGAUCCAUGAUUUUUGCAUUUAGAUAUUUAAGUGAAGAAGAAACUAUUAAAUAUAAAAGAAUGUAUGAUGAUGCUUGCUCAUCUAUAUAUAAUAAAGAACAAAGAUUAGAAAAGGUUGCAGAGGAAUUUGAAAGGGAUUUAAUAUAUUUAGGAAUAACAGGUGUAAAAAAUGGUUUACAAGAAAAAGUACCAAAGACAAUUGAUAUAUUAAAUCAAUCAGGUAUACGAAUAUGGAUGUUAACAGGUGAUAAUGUAGAAUAUUCAUUACAUGUUUCAUUUUUAUGUAAAUUUUUAAAUAAACAUACCAAAAUAUUUCAUGCAGCGUUAGAAAAUAGUAAUACCAAAAAAUUAAAAAGAGAAGGUAUGGCAUUAUAUGAAUUAUUUCAAUUGGAGAAGGAAGAAAAGAAACCAUAUGAAAAUUUAUGUUUAUUAGUUAAUGGUCGAAAUUUACAAACCUUCUUAAAUUAUACUGAUUUACAAACACACUUUUUAAAUAUGGCUUGUACUUGUGAUGUUGUUAUAGCUUGUCGAAUUACAGCAAAACAAAAAGCAUUUUUAGUACAGUUAAUAAAAAAUAGAUUAUAUCCAACUCCAAAUACAUUAGCUAUAGGAGAUGGUGCAAAUGACAUAGCAAUGUUACAAGAAGCGAAUAUAGGUGUAAGUAUAAUGACAUCAGAUUGUAUUAUAUCAGCUGGAUAUUCAGAUUAUUGUAUAAAGAAAUUUUGUUAUUUAAGGAAAUUAUUAUUUAUAUAUGGAUCAAAACAUUUAUAUACUAUUAGUAUUAUAUUAUAUUGGAAUUUUUUUAAAAACAUACUUCUUAUAUUACCAAUUUUUUUUUAUCAAGCUUAUGCUUCUUGGAGUUGUGUAAAAAUUUAUCCAGAAUUAUUAUAUACCUUCUUUAGUAUAUUUUGGGUUUUUAUACCUAUAAUAUAUUAUAUGUUUUUACAACAUAAUUUAAAUUAUGAUAUAUUAUAUAAUAUACCAUUAUUUUAUGCCUUAAGUAGAAGAAGAUAUAAUAUGAAUUGUUUCAAAUUCUUACCAUGGAUUUUUGAAGCUAUAUUUUAUUCAAUGAUUAUAUACUUUUUUGCAUAUGCAGCACUUAAAGAAAAUUCUCAUUUGAACAAUGGUGAAGUUAUUACAAUUAAUACAUUUGGAAAUAUAUGUUUUAUAGGAUGUCUAUUGAUAUCAAUAUUACGAUUAUUCUUAGAAGGAUCCUUAUGGUCUCCGUCUAUACUUAUAACCUGUUUUGGUUGCUUUUUAUUUGUGUUUUUUCCAUCUCUUCUUUUUAUAUGUUUUGCUUAUUUAUCAAAUGAAUAUAUAAGAGAAGUUUUCAGACAAUCAUUUUUGUGGGCCCCUUUAUAUGUACUAUUAAUAUUAUGGUUUAGUACAUGUAUUAUUUCAUAUAUAUUUAUUAAUUUCACUAAAUCCAUAUUAUUUCCCAAUAUAUAUAAUGUUGUAAAUCAUUGGUUAUUUGAACAAUAUCAAGAAAAACAUAAUAAAAAUAAAUACAUUUUCUCUUUGUCCGGUAAGAAUAAAUUUCUCAAGUUGAGAAAAUUAGGAAAAAAAAUUAAAUUUAAAUUUAAAAGAAAUUAUAGUAAAAAAUAUGAUACAAAUAUGAUAAGAGAACAUCCUUUACUUCAUCAUACAUUUAAAUCUGAACAGGAUCAGAAUAAAUGUAAUGAGCAAUUUUCAAAGGACCCCUUUAUUUCUAAUUCUUUACUGAAAUCAAAAAAUUGUAAAUUUAAAAAGGAUAGUUCUUAUAGUAAGUCAAAUAUGCAUGUGGAUGAAGAGCAAACGUAUAAAGGAUUGAAAGUUGUGUUAUCAGAGCAAGUUGUGCAUGCGAAGGAAAAUUUAGUUUCUUUUAAGAAUGAAAAAAAAAAAAAAAAUAAUAAAAAUACAAGCAUGAAUGUAAAUGAUAACAUAAUUACAAAAAAUAAUAACAUUAAUCUUAAAAAUAAUGAUAAUAAUAAUGAUGAUGAUAAUAAUGAUGAUCAUAAUAAUGAUGAUGAUAAUAAUAAUAAUAAUAAUAAUAAUAAUAAUAAUAAUAAUAAUAAUAAUAAUAAUAAUAAUAAUAAUAAUAAUAAUGAUAAUAAUAAUAAUAAUAAUAAUUAUUAUAAGAAUAAUAAUAAUGAUCAUAACAAAAAGGAAUUUAAAGAGAACCAUAUUCAAAAUAAUUAUGAAAAUAUAUUUAAUCAUACACAAGUUGAAAAUAACUUGAUAAAAGGAAAUCUCUCCAUUAGGAACGACAACAACAGGAGUGAUAAUAAAAAUGAAACAGAUUAUAUAAAACAAAGUGAUGAAGAUUAUGAAAUGAAUCAUAGUAUUACUUCUUUAAGAAAAAGAGAAUGUAUAAAUGAUUCAAAAUAUAUAGAUAAUAAAUCAUAUGAUAAUAAAAUAUCUAAUAAACAUGAAGAAAAAGAUGGUUUAAAAAGUGAUGAUAGAAGUUUAAUUAAUAGUAAUAUGAUGGAUUAUAAAAACGAUUUCACGGAAAAUGAUACAACAUAUAGUUUUAACGAUAGUCAUUUAUUUUAUGAUUUCCCAUCAAAUUCUAAGACAACAAAAGAUUAUAAAGUAAUUAAUUCCAGAAUAGAUGAUUCUAUAAUGGCUGAUAUGAAGAAUUGUUUAAAUCCAUUGAAAAAUACAUUUUUAGUAGAUUUAUUGCCCCCAGGGAAAAGAUUCAGAAUAAAUGAAGACCAUAUAUAUUUUAAAAAUAACGAACGCAUGGAAAACAUUCCUGAAGCUUUAGAUGUCAAUAAAAAAUAUUAUCAUAUAAUUCAAAAUAGAGCUGAAUAUUAUGAUAAUGAUUCACUGUCUGAAUUUUCAUAUACUAGUUCAAAUAGUUCAAUUAAUAAUAAAAAGAAAAAUGAAAAUGCACAAAAAGAAAUAGUUAAAGUCAGUCAUUUAAUUAAUAGAUUUACUUUGGCAUUUAAGGAUAUGCAAUUAGAAUCAGGAUUUCAAAUACAUAAAAAAAAUAAAUUUUAUAAAACAUUCACACCUUGGUAUCGUUUUAUAUUUUUAUUAUUAGGAGUAUUCUUUUUAUAUGUUUGGAAAUUAGAAUCAUCUUUGAGCCAAUUAUGGAAUAUGCCAUCAGAUGCAUCUACUGAUGUAUUUAUAUUAUUCUUAUCACUUUUAUUAGAAUUAGUUCUAUUAGCUGCAACUGUUACAACAUUUUUCUCUAAUAUAUUUAUAGAAAAUUUUAAUAAAAUUAUUAGUGCUGUAGUUAUAUUAAUAAUAACGUACCAUGUGGUUAGCUAUUCCGUGACACAUAUCGAUGGAGUAUUUCAAGCAGUUCUAUUUCCAUUAUAUACAUUUGUUAUAUUAAGAUUACCUUUUGUUAAUGCAGUUUUAUGUAAUAUUAUAUUUUUGGGCUUAUUCAUUAUACGAUUUAAUGGUGAUCAUUUUUUAGAUAAAAAAGGGUUAGCACAUUAUAUACCCUUAUUUAUUGGUGUCGAUGUUUUUGUUGGCUUUGUUGGUUAUCGAUUAGAGUAUAACCAAAGAAAAAAUUUCUUAUUAGAAUAUUCAGUAGAAUCAUCAAGAAGGAAACAAAGAGAAAUUUUAAAUACAAUGUUACCCCCUUUUGUUGUUGACGAAAUGAUAUAUUCUGAAUUAAAUGAAGAAGGUAUACCUAUUUCAUUAAAAGCCGAGGACAUUAGUACUGUCACCAUAAUUUUUUGUGAUAUAUAUGAUUUUCAAAAUAUUGUGGCCAGUAUUGAACCUACUCGUCUUGUGGAAGUAUUAGACAGAUUAUUUUUAUGUUUUGAUAAAUGCACUGAACAAUUUAAUUGCACAAAAAUUGAAACAGUUUUUGAAACAUAUUUAGCAGCUUGUGGUUUGGUAAAAAGGGAAAAAGAUGAAGACGAGUUGGAAAAUAAUAAAUAUAGUAAUAAUAAUAAUAAUAAUUAUUAUUAUUAUAAUAGAAAAAAAAAGAAGAAAAAAAAUAACAAUAACACCAACAACAACAACAACAACAAUAAUAAUAAUAAUAAUAAUAAUAAUAACAACUUGAACAAUAACAAUAAUAAUAAUAAUAAUAAUAAUGUUAAUACUUCGGAUGAUGAUGGUGAUUUUUUUGAAGAAGAUGAUGCUAAUAAUCACCAAAUAUAUAAUCAAAUGAAAGGUCAAGAAGAUGCACAUGAUUCUAUAGAUUUUGCUCUAUCCAUUCUUCAUGUAAGUAGUCAUAUUAAAUAUGAAAAUUCAAAAAUGAUGUUAAAGAAAAAUGAUUCAUUUGAAGUUGCUAAUGAUGAUACACAUAAUGUAAAUGACUCUCACAAUAAAGACAAAGAAGAAAAUGAUAAUACUAAUACUGAUAAUAACAAACCAACAAGUAUACGAGUCAAAGUAGGGAUACAUUCAGGACGAAUUAUUGCAGGUGUGGUCGGUUCAAAGAAACCACAAUAUGCCCUUUUUGGUGAUACUGUUAAUACAGCAUCAAGAAUGAAAACCACAGGUAAACCUGAUUAUAUACAUAUAUCUGAAGCUACGUAUAAUUUAGUUAAAGACGAUAAAACAUUAAUUUAUGAAAAGAAAGAAACAGAAAUUAAAGGAAAAGGUAUCAUGACAACCUAUCUAUUGACAUCAGUGAUCGGCUUAAAUUAUCCAUUUCUCGGUGAAUAUGUAGAAAAAAAAGGUCAUUUUAUAUCAGACUUAUAUGAAGAUGAUUUAAGUAAUAAUCUAAAUUAUGAUAAGACUCAAAAUAUUCUUGGAUAUUAUUCAAAUAAAAUUAAUCAAAAUAAUUAUUGUAAUAUAAAUGAAGGACUAAUAAAUAAUAAUAUGAAUACAUUUAAUACAAUCGAUGGUGAUACAAGUAAUUAUUAUGUAAAUCUUAAAGAUCUAUCUUUGAAUGAUUUACCUAAUGAAUAUAUUAAAGAUGUGAAUACACAUUAUUGUGAAAUUAUAAAAUUAAGAAACCUUAAAAUAGGAACAGCUGUUGGAUAUCAAUUAAAACAAAAAGAUUUUUAUAAUAUGACAUUUUUAAAUAAUGGACUUAAUAAUGAUACAGCAACAAAUUUUAAUCAAUAUAUUGAAAGUCAUAAAGAUUUUGACGAUAUAAAAGAUCUACGUAUUGGUAUGAAUAAACUUUCUAUAAGUGAUUCAUUAUAUUAUUUGAAUGAAAAUGUAAUAAGAAAUGAACCAAUAAAUGAAUACAAAAAUAAAAUAAAAUUAAAAAGUGUAAAUACAAAUAGAAAAUCCUAUGAAGAUGCACAUUUAAACGCAGGAAAUAUUAUACAUACUAAUAACGAAUAUCCUAAUGGACAAAAUAUUGAAGAAGAUGAUGAUUUAUUAUUAACCAAUCAUUAUAAUAAGACAAAUAUAUAUAAUAAUAAUAAUAAUAAUAAUAUAUAUGAUGUAAGUAAAGAAUUAAUUGAACAUAAUGAAGAAGAUUACAAAAACAUAUUAAUGUGUUCCAAAAGGUGCAAAGAUUGUAAUGAAAGUUAUUGUACUCCAAAUGAUUGUAAUAACAGUGAUCAUGUAUAUCAUGUAAUGUAUCAUAAAAAGUUAAGUAAUAUAAAAAAAAAUUAUUUGAAAAAUAUAAGAAAAGAUGCAAAUAUUAAAAAGGACAUAGAAAAAGAAGAAUUAAAUAAAAUACAUUCAAAUAAGAAAUCAUUUAAUUUUUUUUAUUUAUUUUCUUAUAUAUUUAAAAUAUUUCCAUUUAUUGGAAAAAAAAAUAAGGAAGAAAAAAAAAAUAAAUCAUAUAAAAAGGGAGAACAAGAUAAAUCAUCUAAAAGAAUAAUUGCUUUAAACAGUGAAUGGAUAUUCUUAAAAUUUAGUGAUAAAAAUUUAGAAGCAAAAUAUAGAGCACAUUUUUAUAGUAACAAAUCAAAUAUUAAUUCAAUUGAACAAGCGUUAAUUAUAUUUUUAGUUACAUUUGUUAUGCAAACUUUAAUAUCUAGUACGGUUUCUAUAGUAUUUAUUGAUCAUAAAAGAGCAACACAAACAUUACAUAUAAACUAUUUUGCAUAUUGGUCAGUACGAUCAGUAUAUACAUUUUUUGGAUUUGUGUUAUGGCUUUUAUUUCAUUAUAGAACACGGCCUGAAGUAUCAUCUUUAUUAAACAUAAAAUGGAUGAUAUUCUUUUUAAAUUUAUUAUUCAUAUCAGCAGCUUGUGUAUUUUCCAUAGCAUAUUUAUGGGCUAUAUCCGAAACAGAUCAGACAACAUCAUAUACGAUAUGGAUGACAAAUGAUACAAUCGAAUUUUUUUUUUAUUUAGUUAUAUUACAUCAUAACACAGGAAUGUUAUUCCAAACGUGUAUCUUAGUAGAUUUGUUAUUUAUUACUAUGUCAUUAACCUUUAUAGCUACAAGUGUUGUAAAAACUAUAACAACUGAUUCAACAGUAUUAUUAAUACCUUGGUAUGUAGCUUUUAAUUUAAUUUCUACCUAUUGUAAAGAAUCAAUAGAUAGACGGACCUUUUAUGCAAAUGAAAGUGCAAAGAAAACAGAAAAUAGAGCAACAGAACUUUUAAAUGAUAUGUUACCCAAACAUGUAUUAGAAGAAUUUCAACAAGAUAAAUUAAAAUUAGCAUAUACACAUGAUAGAUUGACAUUUCUUUUUGCUGAUAUUUGUGGAUUUACAUCAUGGGCAAAUGGUGUAGAUGCAUCUGAAGUUUUAACAUUAUUACAAAAGCUAUUUGCAAAAUUUGAUAACGAUAGUACAAAAUAUGGAUUAUAUAAAUUAUGUACAAUUGGGGAUGCUUAUGUAGCUAUUAGUGAACCAGUUACUGAAGAUAAUAAGGAUUAUGAUCCAGUAGAUGGUACAGAACGUGUUUUAGAAAUGGCCUAUUCUAUGAUUAGAAUUAUUAAAGAAAUAAGAGAAAAAUUAUAUAUUCCCAAUUUAAAUAUGAGAAUUGGAUUACAUUAUGGUUCUUGCGUAGGUGGUGUUAUUGGUUCAGGGAGAUUAAGAUACGAUCUUUGGGGUAUUGAUGUAUUAACAGGGAAUUUAAUGGAAAGUAAUGGUAUUCCUGGAAAAAUUAAUGUAUCCGAAACACUUAAAAAUUUCUUAUUACAGCAAUUUAAAAAUAGAUUCAUUUUUAAACCACAUACAACAAUAAGAGUUAUAUACAAAGAUGUUAAAUGUUUUAUUAUUACAGAUAAAAAAGAAGUAGAAUCCUCAAACCACUCUAAAUUAUUACAAAAUAAAAACUAUCUACUUAAUAAAAAAUUUAGCACACAAAAUUAUUUAGUCAAAAAUAUCUUUGCCAAGAAAAAACAUUCAAGUAUCUCUUCUAAGAAUAUUCAUUCAUACGAUGAAAAAAAGAAGAAGAAAAAUGAUUUAUUCUAUAUAAAUGUUAACGAUCGCCAGUCGAAUUUGUAA
Molecule: messenger RNA, 12798 nt
Organism: Plasmodium reichenowi
Lineage: Eukaryota; Apicomplexa; Aconoidasida; Haemosporida; Plasmodiidae
Product: guanylyl cyclase
Exons: 1
Coding region: 1-12798 (4265 amino acids)
Biological process (GO): intracellular signal transduction; phospholipid translocation; cyclic nucleotide biosynthetic process
Cellular component (GO): plasma membrane
Molecular function (GO): ATPase-coupled intramembrane lipid carrier activity
Source: RefSeq, a predicted model, not a curated record